Molecule: messenger RNA, 1539 nt
Organism: Myotis davidii
Lineage: Eukaryota; Metazoa; Chordata; Mammalia; Chiroptera; Vespertilionidae
Product: vascular non-inflammatory molecule 3-like
Exons: 7
Coding region: 77-1480 (467 amino acids)
Source: RefSeq, a predicted model, not a curated record
GGCUUUAACAUAAAAUUUUUUCCAGUGAUACACAAUCUAAGAAUCUGAGUUUAUCCAAGAGCACUAAAUUGUAGCUAUGAUUACAUCCUAUUUUCCAAAAUAUGUGGCACCUUUUGCCCUCUUUGUCCUGAGUGUUGGCGCGCUGGACACGUUCAUUGCUGCAGUGUAUGAGCAUGCGGUUAUAUUACCAAACAGAACAGAAACACCUGUUUCUGAACGAGAAGCUUUGCUCCUGAUGAGCAAGAAUAUAGAUGUUCUUGAGAAAGCAGUUAAACUGGCGGCCACGCAGGGUGCUCAUAUCAUUGUGACCCCAGAAGAUGGAAUUUACGGCUGGGUCUUCACAAGGGAGACCAUUUACCCCUAUCUGGAGGAUAUCCCACACCCGGAAGUAAACUGGAUUCCAUGUACAGACCCUCAGAGGUUUGGCUAUGCCCCAGUGCAAGUAAGGCUCAGCUGCCUGGCCAAGGACAACUCUAUCUAUGUUGUGGCAAAUAUUGGGGACAAGAAGCCAUGCAAUGCCAGUGACCCUAAGUGUCCCCCUGAUGGUCGAUACCAAUACAACACUGAUGUGGUGUUUGACUCUCAAGGAAAACUGGUGGCACGCUACCAUAAGGUGAGAUUUAUUUGCGUCUCAGCGAAACUUGAUUACCUUGACUUCAUGGAUCUCAUAGGGGAAGACCGACAGUGGACGCUGGGGAGGAAGUUACUGCAGGUGAAUGACACUGUGACUUCAGAAGACACAGACCUUCGAAACAGCAAGAACUGCACUGAACCAGAUUUGUGUUUCUUUGUGUCACCGAUAGGGAGUGGAAUCUACGCACCGGAAGCAGUCCAGGUGUAUCACUAUGACAUGGAAACAGAGAGUGGCCAGCUGAUGCUCUCAGAAUUGAAGUCCAGGCCUCGAAGGGAACCCACCUUCCCUGCACCUGUUGACUGGAGUGCUUAUGCCAAAGGCAUCAAGCCAGUCUUGUCUGAGCAGUUGGAUUUUCCAGGGAUGAUUUAUUUUGAUGAGUUCACCUUCACUGAGCUUAAGAGAAAUGCAGGAAGUUACACAGUGUGCCAGAAAGACCUGUGCUGUCACUUAACUUACAAGAUGUCUGAGAAGCGAACAGAUGAGGUGUAUGCACUAGGAGCUUUUGAUGGACUGCACACAGUAGAAGGCCAAUAUUACUUACAGAUAUGCACGUUACUGAAGUGUCAAACCACUGACCUGAGAACUUGCGGGGAGCCCGUGGGAUCAGCUUUUACCAAGUUUGAGGAAUUCGCUCUCAGUGGCACAUUUGGAACGAGUUAUGUUUUCCCACAACUCAUUCUCAGUGGGAGUCAGCUUGCCCCUGAAAGACAUUAUGAGGUUUCAAGAGAUGGACGAUUGCAGAGCAGAAGUGGAGCCCCUUUGCCUAUCUUAGUCAUGGCCCUGUAUGGAAGAGUGUUCGAGAAGGACCCUCCACGCUUAGGGCAGGGACCAGGGAAAGUACAAUGAUCUCCUUUUACCCACUCCCUUUCAGAAUUAGCCUGGCAAAGAAAGGGAAAAGAAAAAAA